AUGGGACAAGAUCACGGCGCGAUAUUGGACACUGAACGCUUAGCAACGCUGGCCGAUAUUUUUACACGGCCAUCCGCAGCCCUUGGAGGAAUUUGUAAUCUGUGUUUCCUGUCAUCAACGAAUCUCAAAUUGCAUGUUUCGCGCCACCUUGAGCAAAUCGUUCUGUUCGCGCUACCGAGGUCUGAUUACGCUGCAGGUGACGAGUCGAUAGGUGGUAACUCCGUGGACAUACAUUCGAACCAGUCACAGAAAAAUGUGAAGGGGUCGGUGGUCGAGAAGGAAAUGUUACAGAGUCAGCCGUCAGGUACAGCCCACACGCUGUCCAAGGAUCGAGAUGACCGGCUGGGAGCUGCGGAGGCACAGGAUGACGAUCCACCCGGUGAGGAUAUAGUCCACCAGAUUGACGUACCAGACAUGGUACCUUCUUCCUGGGACGAUGUGACCGAUAAAUUCUCGGAAGCCAGACGAGGCUUAUCGGCAACAGCGCCAUUCUUGGAACGAAGUACGACAGCGGGGUACUGUAAUGUCGCCGUGCUACUAAUUCAGUGGGCCGAUGAAACCGAAGAACGCAAGAAAGAGGUGAGUACGCUCCAGAAUUGA
This is a messenger RNA of Coniosporium apollinis CBS 100218, 600 nucleotides long. RefSeq lists its product as uncharacterized. Bases 1 to 600 code for a protein of 199 amino acids. NCBI's taxonomy places the organism in Eukaryota, Fungi, Ascomycota, Dothideomycetes. The record is from RefSeq and is a predicted model, not a curated record. The transcript has a single exon.